AUGACGUCUCUGCUGAGUCGUAUACUGCCCGCUGCCACCCAAAGCGCUUCAUCCUCCAGCGGAAGUCAUGUCACUGAUGCUCCAGAGGUCCCCCGCGUCCAAAUUGGGCCCGCGGCAAACCACCUUCGAGAUGCCAUGAUGGUCAUGUACUGGGCUGGCGUGAGACGAGAAUUGCCGCAUAUCGUCCAGACACUUCGAAAAUGGAGGACUCGAGACGAAUACUCAACGACGGUUCACCCCGACGAAGAGGACCGCUACAUUCACGGCUAUGAAACCUUUCUUGAUCAAGUCAACCACACCUCUCGCGGGUUUUCCGACAGGUAUCGCAAGCUUCCAAAGCUCAGAGACCCGGCGGAGGAAAGAGAUGCCGAUCGAGUGCCGACAUACUCGGAAGCGCUUGAGGACCGAGGUUGGGACAUUUACUCGGAACUGCAGAGCUCUUCCAUCCGUCGCUCCAUAAUGAUGGACCUACAAGACCGGGAAGUGAAGGGGGAGGACGUGGUACAUCGGCGAGCACGGAUGCUACUCCAGUCCGCCCAGUUUCUCGACAUGGACAAGAUCAUCGAGUACCGAGAUCCAGAAGCGCUCAUUACCUUUUGGAAGCAACCUACGCCCUCACAAGUUACGGUGUCAUCCUACGACGAAGGACAUAUGCCGAUUCUUGUUCCUCAAGCGUGCGACUCAUGCAGCAAGGCAAUAAGAGGGUCGAUCUUUCGAAACAUCAAGACAGACCAGAUGAUUUGUGAAGGUUGCUACCGGCGAGACUUUUAUGGUCACAAGGACAUCACCAAAGUGUAUAAACAGUGCUGUCUGCGGAGAGCUGUGUCCGCCGACGAUAGCCAGGAGAUCUGCAGCUGCAUCGAUGUAUCACGAAGACACGGUGACGGACAGCUGAGAAAUCUGUUCCCUGUGAACAAUGAUCUUUCCAAUCCCGAACAGCAUCUCAACACCGCCGGUGUGAACGGAAAGAUUCGGUGUGGGCUUUAUGAGUUGACGGAUAUGGCAGCAGAAGCCAAAUUUGCCUCAUGCCGCCACAGAGGGACGAGUCUUACUCUUGGGAAAGCCAAGCGAGAAGGCCGCUACAAUCGCCCUCGUCGGGUCAACAACAUCAAUGGUGAGAAUCCAGAGGGAAAGUUCAAGACAACCGAGUUUGGAGCGUCAUUUGGAACGACCACCAAAGGGACCGAGGACAUCCCCUUUUACCUCAAUGAUAUUGUCAAUGACUAUCCUUACGGAAAUGUGCACAUGGCGUUGAGAAUUGGCCCGCUUGUGAUUGAGAAUGGAGUCAGCGUCCUCAUCACCAGUCGGGACCCGCCAAACCUCCAUGCUCUCCGAGACCCUUCUGAGGACAUCCGGCACUCGCUCUUGGUCACUGGACAAGCAGACAGAACCCUCUAUUCGCAGCAACGUCCCCGAGCUCCCAAGAGAUACAAGGCAAUGCUUAAACAAGUUGCUGGCGGUGUCUUUUGCGGGUUUUUUGAGCAAGAGGCAGAGGAACAAAUCAUUGACACACUGAUGAAGGAGAGCCUUCGGCUUGUCGACAACGGAAUCAGCGUGACAGAGAAGAACACCUUGAUGGAUCAAGCUGUCAACCGGUUGAUGGCGCUGCUCAAACCCUACCUGGGACCCCGGAUCGAGGUCUACAUUGACAGCAUCGUUGCCAAAUUGCUGGACCCAAACGUGAAUCUUCGAUGGAGCUUCUCAAACAACAACUGUCAGACCUUUGUCGACAACAUUAUUGAUCGGUCGCUCUUUGGUUCGCUGUUUGCUCCGCAUGGACCUAGCAACGUGGAGCAAGAAUCAGCCAACAUGCCAUACCCCCUGUACCUCAUGAGCUUUGUCUGCCGACCUGGAGCCUACGUGCCGCAACGAGCUCGCUCCAAAUACGAUGUACCCAACGGCUUGACAGAGGAAUAUCUCCUCAAGUUUCGGUACGGACGACAUGAAGAGUCCGACAUUGCCGAUGCUCUCUCAGAAUACUGGUAUGACUGGGGUGCUUUUGAUGGGCCAUUGUACCCCUAUCAGGAUCUGUUCCCUUGGGACUGCACGGAAGCCUUCAACCGGUAUCCUGUGACAUGUGGUUCGGAGUGCAACAUCUCCAAACACGUUUGGGCGUUCCCUUUCGACUCCUGGUCUCUCAUCACCCUGCAUCUAUCCCGACCGAGAAACAUGUAUCCUCACAAUGGAUUCCCCGCCGACGACUUGGGAACUCCAUCCUUGCUGCACAAUCCUUUGUCUAAUUUGACAAAACUUGGGUCCGCUACCAUGUCGGACACCUCCUGGUUCAAAAACAGACUUGCCAUACUUCUCGCCCAAGAUACCCUGCUCUCUGCUGCAGCGGCAAUGGCCCGUUGUUCGGCCUUUCGACAAUCAACGUUCUGGCUUCACAAGCACGCUGAUGAGCGAACAGACAGAUUGAAAUUGGGAGGGAUUCACCGCGCUCAGCCGUUUAGCCAUCACUUUGAGAAGGGGGCGUAUCACCAGUAUUUCAUCGCUGGCUGGGCUCACUUGUCGCGACCACUGAAGAUUGCCGAGUAUGAAAAACUUAGAGACUGGAAAGCUACAAGACAAGAUGUGGGCAGUUCAGAUCACGACAGCGGUGAUGGAGGGGGAGGAGGGUGUGGUUUUGCAUGCGCAGCUGGUGGAGCGGCGGCUGGAGCGGCAUGUACUGGAGCGGCCGGAGAUCUUGGAGAUACCUGCGGGAGUGGAUGCGUAAGUAGCUGUGGGAGUUCAGGUGGAGGUGAUGGAGGUGAUGGCGCUGGAUGUGGAGGAUGCGGUGGUUGCGGUGGAUGA
Messenger RNA from Podospora anserina S mat+, 2793 nucleotides. RefSeq lists its product as uncharacterized. Lineage: Eukaryota; Fungi; Ascomycota; Sordariomycetes; Sordariales; Podosporaceae. The transcript is spliced from 2 exons. Bases 1 to 2793 code for a protein of 930 amino acids. The record is from RefSeq and is a predicted model, not a curated record.